Molecule: messenger RNA, 510 nt
Organism: Arachis duranensis
Lineage: Eukaryota; Viridiplantae; Streptophyta; Magnoliopsida; Fabales; Fabaceae
Exons: 1
Coding region: 37-354 (105 amino acids)
Source: RefSeq, a predicted model, not a curated record
UUGAUAACAGUUUCAACUACUUUUCAAGCACCAAAAAUGUGUCGUGGAGUUAUGGCUGUUGCAUCCACCACUGUUGGAGUGAUGGAGGUGCUGAAGGAUCAAGGCUAUUGCAGGUGGAACACCACCAUGAAAUCAGUAGCCCAAGGUGCCAAGAACCAUGUCAAGUCAUCACAACACAUGGCUGCUAAUAAUAGCAACAAUAACAACAUGUCUCAUCAAUCUUCUUCUUCUUCUUCCAUGAUUGCUAAUAAUAACAAGUUAAGAGAUGAGAUUGAUGAGAUUGAACACAUGAAGAAGGCUGAGGAGUCUCUUAGAACCGUCAUGUAUUUGAGCACGUGGGGUCCUAACAGUUAGUUUUAAAGGUUGAAACUAUAUAUAUAUAUAUGGCUGAGGGGGCUCAUAACAGUAUAAUAAGAUUAUGUGUUACUCUUAGCUUGGAUGUAAGUUGAAUGUGAUAUGAUGAAUGAGUAUAAAUUUGCUAUGGCAAUAAUUUGUAACAUUUUCAAUUCA